Messenger RNA from Chenopodium quinoa (quinoa), 1213 nucleotides. RefSeq names its product dormancy-associated protein homolog 4-like. The record is from RefSeq and is a predicted model, not a curated record. The coding region runs from base 289 to 708 and encodes 139 amino acids. Lineage: Eukaryota; Viridiplantae; Streptophyta; Magnoliopsida; Caryophyllales; Amaranthaceae. The transcript has 3 exons.
GGCUCUUGAUUCUUCAAUAUUCCUUACAAAUAGGAGUUUCUUUAUCCAACUAAUUCUUAUCCACUACCCCCCUUCAACACCCUUUUUCCUUCUAUAAAACCCCUUUCUCACUCUUCAUUCCAACACUUUUCUAAAAAUUCUCACUCCAAAUUUAAUUAUCAAACACCCCCCAAAUUUGUCCCAAACCCUCCUUACACUAAUCUAUCAAAGAAAUAAUUAACAUUUUGUAACAUUCCUUAGAGAAAAUAAAUUAUCUCUCUUAAAAUCGCGGUAUUAAAAAACAUACGAAUGGGAUUCCUAGAUAGACUAUGGGAUGAAACAUUAGCCGGACCUGCACCCGAUAAGGGUCUAGGUAAACUCCGGAAGUAUAAAUCAUUAUCAGCCGCUCGAUCACCCGAUCAUCCCAUUGUUACUAACACUACUCGUUAUCAAGAUCAUGAUCGUCGCGAUGAUCAUGAUCAAACGGUUCCCGUUUCUCGUAGCAUUACCAUCCUUCGUACCAAGAGUCUUACGGUUGAACCUGAAUCUGCUGCUUCUUCCCCUUCUUCUACCUCUAGUGGUCCCUCCUCUUCUUUCUCACCAACGGGAAAGAGUCCGGAUUUGAAGCGACGAAUGAUGAGGAAAAAACCGACGUUUGAACCGUCGGAACAUGCUGAGCCGACUAGCCCUGUUUAUGACUGGAUCAUGAUAAGUGCUUUGGACCGUUAACAACAAUGGCCUGGACCCUGGAGAGUGACAAUUUUCUUUUUUGCUGGUUGGACAUCCCUUUUAUAAAAAGUAUUAUAUAGUUUUAAUAUACGUAUUAUAUAUAAUCACUUUAUAUAAGGUACGUAUAAUACUACGAUACAAUUAACUGGGGUACUAAUGCAUUAUGAAGUUUAAUCUUCAUAAAAAGAUGGAGUUUCCCUACUAAUACAAGGGUCAAUAAAAAGAUGGUUGACACUUUAGAGUUUUUUCAACCAUUUGGCUUUUGGGCUUCUGAUAGGAAAAGAAGAAAUGUGCCCCUUUUUUUUUUGGAAUUUUUUUUUUCUUUUUGUAAAUUUUUUUCUUGGGGCCAAUGUAUAUAUUUUAUGGACCCCUUUUAGAUUUAAUAAUUUGUAGUUUUGUACAUAUUUCUCUUUAUUUCCUUAGCUUGCCUUUAGGUAUUGUAAAAAUGUUGUAACAUCUUGUGCACCUUUCUUCAAUUCUAAUGGAAGCCCACUUAUUUUCACAA